This is a messenger RNA of Pocillopora meandrina, 790 nucleotides long. NCBI's taxonomy places the organism in Eukaryota, Metazoa, Cnidaria, Anthozoa, Scleractinia, Pocilloporidae. The record is from the annotation of a GenBank genome assembly.
AUGACAAACCAAGCCAACUGCACAGGUAUGGCAGCAACAAAACUGCGCUAAGGUUCAUUUGACUUUUCCUACACCUUUCCUUUCCUAUCAAACAUUUGAGAUUUGCUUCGUUUUCUUUUUAGAUACAACUCCUCUGCAAGUUAACGACCAAGUAGUUUUCCUGCCUGAAAACAUCAACAACGAAACGAUAGUCGUGAAUGUUACUGUCACUGCUGUUCUGGCUUCCCUUGUUCGACCAUUUAAGUUUUACGUAGAUAAUGUCACACAGCCACGACUACUGUCACGCGAGGUGUCAAGGCGAAAGCGGCGUCGUGUUGAAGUUAAUUCUCGGUGUACACACCCUGAGCUCUGUCCUAAAAUAUUAGUCGAUCUCUGUUUUAAGGCAGGUGCUGUCAAACCAGAAAAUUAUUUCUGCAUUCAUCGAUUCACUGGACGAAUAAGGGUAACGCAAGACUUUGUAUUCAAAGAAGGUGAAGUAUUUGAUUUACAAAUACGCGUGACGGACAGCGACCCAAGUGGAAUAACGGAAAACACAGCCAGAAUCAAACUCAUUUCUGGUGACCCGUGUAAGAACGUCCUAGCAAUAUAUGAUGAAGCCGUGAAAUAUUGCAUCAAGAAUUCAGAAUCUGUCGAUGGAGGAAAGAAGUGCUUGAGUACUCAGUGCACAGAGACUGCCCAUGAUUGGAAAGAGGCACUUAACAGUGCAAGUAAAGUACCAGAGAAAGACUGCUCAGCUGAUCCCCAUAAUCUUACAGUGCUCAUCCGCGAAAACCCACUUUGUGGUAAGUAG